CUGGAUCAGUAUCAGCUGGAGGAAUUCAAACUUGGCCUCCAGGCCCCGCAGCUGCUGCUUGAGAACUCCCGGCCGAUCCCCUGGGCGAGCCUGAAAGCCGCUGGUCCCGCUGAUCUGCUGUGCCUGUUGAGUGAGUACUUACCAGCGAGGCAGGUAUGGGACGUGACCCUCCACAUCUUCGAAAACAUGCAGCUGACUUCACUCUGCGAGGAAAUGAGAGCCAAGACGAAUGAGUUCACACGGGCGCAGGAGCCCCACGAUGCAGACCAGGAAGGACCAGGGACGCCAGGAGAAGAAGCAGCCCACAGGAGGAGGUACAGAGAGAGGAUGAAGGCUAAAGUACUGGCGAUGUGGGACAGCGUCUCCUGGCCUGAAGACCAUAUAUAUCUCUGCAACGUGACGGCGAAGGAGCACGAAGAACUUAGGAGGCUGCUGGGUCCUAACCGGGCCGGAGCCCAGCCCCGGACGAUCGUCCUGGAGGGCGAGGCCGGGGCUGGGAAGAGCACGCUGGCGAUGAAAGCCGUGCUGCACUGGGCAGAGGGCGUCCUCUUCCAGGACAGGUUCUCCUAUGUUUUCUUUAUCAGCUGCCAUAAAGUGAACGAGAUGGCGGACACCACCCUUGCUGGCUUGCUUUCCCAGGACUGGCCUGACUCUCAGGUCCCCAUUGAAGAGUUCAUGGGUCAUCCCGAGAGGCUCCUGUUUGUCAUUGAUGGCUUUGAAGAGAUAGUUUUGUCCCCCGACUUGGACAACAGCCCGCCAUGCUCAGACUGGUACCGGCGGCUCCCAGUGGCCAGAAUCCUCCUCCACUUGUUGAAGAAAGAGUUGGCGCCCACGGCUACCCUACUGGUAACAGCCAGAGACUACAGUAAUGGUCGUCUUAAAGGGCUGCUGCUGAAUCCAUGGUUUGUCUUACUCUCAGGGUUCACAGAGGGAGACCGGGAGGAGUACUUCACCAGGUUCUUUGGUGACUACGACCAAGCCACGAAGAUCUUGCUUAAGAUAAGAAAAAUGGAGUCUCUGUUUCGCUCCUGCUCUGCCCCCCUGGUGUGCUGGGCCGUGUGCUCCUGCCUGAAGUGGCGGAUGGCGAGAAGCCCGUCUGUCCGGCCGGGCGCCGAGACCGCCACCAGCCUGUACGCCCGCUUCUUCUCCGGCCUGUCUUCCGUGGCAGCGGCGAGCGUGUCGGGGCAGAGCUGGCCGGGGCAGUGGAGGGCCCUCUGCAGCCUCGCUGCAGAGGGAAUGUGGUUCUCGCACUUCACGUUUGCAAAGGAGGACGUGGAGCGCUGGCACCUGGAGGCCCCUCUCGUCGAGUCUCUCCUGAGGCGGAAUAUUCUGCGCAAAGUCGGUGACUGUGAGGACUGCGUUGCUUUCACGCACCACAGCUUCCAGGUGUUUCUGGGGGCCGUGUUCUAUGUGCUCCGGGGAGCCAGAGGGUCCCUUGGUGGUGGUUCCACGAGGCAUCAAGAGAUGAGGGCGCUGCUGAGUGACGCCUUAUUGAACACAAACGUCUAUUGGAAUCCGAUGGUUCUCUUUCUCUUUGGUCUUGUAAGAAGAGACCUGGCCAGGGAACUGGAAGACGCUCUGGGUUGUGAAGUGUCUCGCGGGGUGAGGGACGAGCUGCUGGACUGGGCAGAAGACUUGGAGAGGUGCAGCGCAGUCUCCGUCCGUUUUGAGUUCCUGCUGCUUUUCCAGUGCUUACAUGAGACGCAGGACGAGGACUUUGUACGGCAGAUCCUGAGUCGCCUCCUGGAAGCCGACCUUGACGUUCGUGGGAGUCUGCAACUUCUAGUUUCUUCCUUUUGCCUGAAGCACUGUCAGAAGCUGAGCAAGCUGAGGCUCUCUGUCAGCAGUCCCAUCCCUCAAACGGAGCUGACUUUUGACCCGGAAACCCCGGGGGCAAAGGUGGUCGAUUUGAGGACUCGUCAGUGGCAGGAUAUUUGCUCCGUGUUUCGCAAUGGGAACAUGCGUGAGCUGGACCUGAGUGACAGCAAGCUUAAUGCUCCCUCCAUGAAGAAACUCUGUUACGAGCUGAGAAAUCCAAGAUGCAAACUCCAGAAGCUGACGUGCAGGUCGGUGUCUCCCGUGCGGGUUCUGAAGGAGCUCGUCCUCGUUCUGCAUGGGAACCACAGGCUGACCCACCUCGACCUGAGCUGCAACAACCUGGGAAUCACCGUGUCCGCGAUGAUCUUCAGAACUCUGAGGCACUCAGCCUGCAACCUCCAGUAUCUGUGGUUGGAGUCGUGUGGCCUCACCACCUGGGCCUGCCAUCAGCUCUUUGCGGAACUCGGCGAGAACUCCAGCCUGCGGUUCCUCAGCCUGGGCGACAACGACCUCUCUAACACCGAGGUGAAAAGACUGCAGGGGCCGUUUGGGACGUCCAGGUGUCCCCUCAAGGAGCUAUCGCUGGAGAAGUGCAACCUGUCAGUGGCCAGCUGUCAGGACCUGGCCCUGCUUCUUACCAGCGCCCAGGGGGUGACUCGGCUAUGCCUGGGGUUGAAUCCGCUCCAAGAUGAUGGUGUGGAGCCGCUGUGUGCUUCCCUGGCCCACCCCGACUGCGUCUUGGAGAGACUGGUGGCUCAGGAUAAGACGUGUGGGCACCUCUUCUUCCCGUGGAAGACAGAUGACUUUCCCCCACUCUGUUUAUUUUUCCUUUGCAGCUUGUCAGCUUGCUCUUUGACAGCAGAGGGCUGUCAGGAGCUUGCUGACGCCCUCAAGUGCAACCCUAAUGUGAAAACCUUGGAUAUUGGGGAAAAUGACGUUCAGGAUGAUGGGGUGAAACGGCUGUGCGAGGUGCUGAAGUGCUCGAAUUGCGCACUGAGCACACUUGGGUUGGAGAAAUGUAACUUGACGCCUGGUUGCUGCCAGCAUCUCUCCUCUGUUCUCAGAAGCAGCAAAAGCCUGGUUAAUCUGAACCUGUUAGGAAAUGACCUGGGGCCUGAGGGAGUCAGCACGCUGUGGAAGUCCUUGGAAAACCCAGCGUGCACACUGCGGAAACUCGGGCUCGAAGAAGACUUGUACUCCAUAGUGAAAGCGGAGUUGGAGAAGUUACAGGAGAAGGGGUCCUCUCUGAGAAUCAAGUGUACAAGAUGGGUAGUCAGAGAGGACAGAUGUUGCCUGGGGCUACAGGACUGAACAUGGACAAGCCAGGAUUCCAGCACCGGCCCCCGUGAUUGAGGAAGUAACAGAGGAUCCAGACGGUCCCGCGACAUCAGCCGUCAGCCGUGGCACCUGCACUGGGAGCCCAGCGCAAGGACGACGGGAGCGAGGUCGUGCCGCCGGGACAGCCAGACGUAGGCUCCGGGGAUGGGCUUGGAAGGGGUGGACCCGUAUCUUCAUGAGACGGAGACGGUAAUGAUCUCGGUGCGGGAGUUACCCCGGUUUUAGCCUAACAGCUACUACAACUGCUCGGUCUCAUAGAGGCUUGAAAGGGGAAAAUAAAUGAGAGAGAGAGAGACGCUAAGGGUUCAUUAUCUACUACAUAACAUCUAUCUGAUAAAAUCAUACAGGUAAGUUUUAUUAUAAUUAUGCUUAUAACGAUAGACUUGCAAGCUUAAAUACAUUAUAUAGUAUAUUUAGAAUUUUAAAUACUAUAUAAUCAUCCAUAUAAUUACAUGUGUAAUUUCUAUUACAGUUACAUUUAUUACAGGCUUAUAUACUUUGUAAUUAUGUAUAACAUAUAUAUUUGUAUAAUAUA
Messenger RNA from Vicugna pacos (alpaca), 3691 nucleotides. The record is from RefSeq and is a predicted model, not a curated record. Lineage: Eukaryota; Metazoa; Chordata; Mammalia; Artiodactyla; Camelidae.